ACAUGGCCAAGCGCGAGGUGCUGCUGCUGGCUGCCUGGGCGCUGAUCGUGGUGCUGGGGCUGCAGGCUGAGGCGCGCCCCGGGUCCUAUGGGGUGAAGCUUUGCGGCCGCGAGUUCAUUCGAGCAGUUAUCUUCACCUGUGGAGGCUCUCGGUGGCGCCGAGAGGACCUCCUGGCCCACGACUCUCUGGGGGACUCCUUCCAGGAAGCCAGAGCCAAUGCAGACAGCCUGGCCAGUGAACUGGAUGAAGGUGUGGGCUCUAGUGAGUGGCUGGCCCUGACCAAGUUCCCCCAGGCUUUUUAUGGUGGUCAACCCGGCUGGCAGGGGACCCCUGGGGUGCCUCGGGGCAGCCGAGACGUGCUGGGGGGCCUUUCCAGCAGCUGUUGCAAAUGGGGUUGUAGCAAGAGCCAGAUCAGCAGCUUGUGCUAAGACCCGGCUGGGUAGUGGGGAAGCGACCAGCACCCCCGCCGCCUGUCAAACUCUGCCUCAUGUUCAGCUGCCUCCCAGAGCCCGGUUGCUGAGGGUUCAGCUGUCCCGGCACUGAUCCCUGCUCCCACUACGUCCAACCUCCGACCUCUGCCAACCUAUCCUGACCCUGGUCCGGGCCACGCUCCUAUGGAGCCAAACGGUGACUUGAUCUUCAGAGCUGAGUUCUUCUAAGUCCCCAGAGACUCCAGGUCCCCGCUCUACCCAAACUGGCCUGUCCCCAAUUGCUGCCGCUGUCCCCUGAACAGUCCAGUGCACCCUCGUCUCGACUCCUUCCUUGUUACCACAUCCGAGCGCCCCGCUGCGGACUCCAGGAGUGGGGGCGCGGGGUCCUCACCACUCAAACUUCCACACUGUAAUAAACACUUAGUU
Nannospalax galili (Upper Galilee mountains blind mole rat) is the source of this 857-nucleotide messenger RNA. RefSeq names its product relaxin 3 (gene Rln3). Gene Ontology annotation, cellular component: extracellular region. The record is from RefSeq and is a predicted model, not a curated record. NCBI's taxonomy places the organism in Eukaryota, Metazoa, Chordata, Mammalia, Rodentia, Spalacidae. Bases 3 to 428 code for a protein of 141 amino acids. Gene Ontology annotation, molecular function: hormone activity. The transcript has 2 exons.